GCCAGUUCUGAAGCCCAUCUGUGGGCAAGUGUGAGGGGCUCCGCACGUGGGGCUGGGGCUGGGGCUGGGGCUGGCAGCCGGCAGGAGGGCUGAGCGUGUGUUUGGUUCAGUGUGUCGUGCGUGGGGGUGGUGUGUAAGCGUCGUCUCCUUAGGGUUUGAGCGGGGGAGAAAUCAAUGUGGUCAUUAGUCGUGGAAAGAAUUCCACCCAGGGUGCCGGGACCAGCGUGCGUGGAAGCCCAUCCGAUGGUACCUCACAGGGACUAGGAGAGACGAGCCUGGUCGGACAGUGAGAAUAUGAACCUCUUACCUAAGAGCUCCAAGGAGUUUGGCUCCGUGGACUAUUGGGAGAAGUUCUUCCAGCAGCGAGGAAAGAAAGCUUUCGAGUGGUACGGAACCUACCUGGAACUGUGCGGCGUGCUGCACAAAUACAUCAAACCCAGGGAAAAGGUGCUGGUGAUUGGGUGCGGUAACUCAGAGCUAAGCGAACAGCUGUAUGAUGUGGGCUAUCAGGAUAUAGUGAACAUUGACAUCAGUGAGGUGGUCAUCAAGCAGAUGAAGGAACGCAAUGCCAGCCGCCGGCCCCAGAUGAGCUUCUUGAAGAUGGACAUGACCCAGAUGGAGUUUGCCGACGCUUCGUUCCAGGUGGUGUUGGACAAGGGCACCCUGGACGCUGUGCUGACAGAUGAGGAGGAGAAGACCCUGCAACAAGUGGACAGGAUGCUGGCUGAGGUUGGCCGUGUCCUGCAGGUGGGCGGUCGCUACCUCUGCAUCUCCCUGGCUCAGGCUCACGUCCUGAAGAAAGCAGUGGGUCACUUCUCUCGGGAGGGGUGGAUGGUGAGGGUGCACCAGGUGGCCAGCAGCCAGGACCAGGUGUUGGAAGCAGAGCCUCGGUUCUCCCUGCCUGUGUUUGCCUUCAUCAUGACCAAGUUCAGGCCGGGCCCUGGCUCUGCCCUUCAGAUCUUUGAGCUCUGUGCUCAGGAGCAGGGCAAGCCUGUGCGGCUGGAGAGUGCCGAGCGGCUGGCCGAGGCGGUGCGGGAGCGGCAGCAGUAUGCCUGGCUGUGCGGCCAGCUGUACCGCAAGGCCGGGCUGGGGAGUGUCUCUCUGGACUUGUGCGAUGGGGACACAGGGGAGCCACGCUACACCCUCCACGUGGUGGACAGCCCCGCUGUGAAACCAUCGCGGGACAAUCAUUUUGCCAUUUUCAUCAUCCCCCAGGGUCGCGAGACCGAGUGGCUCUUUGGCAUGGAGGAGGGUCGGAAGCAGCUGGCAGCCAGCGCAGGCUUCAGGAGGCUGAUCACAGUGGCCCUUCACCGAGGUCAGCAGUACGAAGGCAUGGACAGCAUCCAGGCCGAGCUGUCAGCCAGAGUCCUGGAGCUGGCCCCUGCCGGGAUGCCCACCCAGCAGCAGGUGCCCUUUCUGUCUGUGGGUGGGGACAUUGGGGUCCGGACCGUUCAGCACCAAGCCUGCAGUCCCUUGAGUGGCAACUAUGUCGUCGAGGACGUGCAGGGGGAUGACAAGCGCUACUUCCGGCGGCUGAUCUUCCUCAGCAACAGGAAUGUGGUGCAGUCAGAAGCUAGGUUGCUGAAGGAUGUGUCCCACAGAGCCCAGAAGAAACGGAAAAAGGACAGGAAGAAGCAGCGGCCUGCUGACACUCCGGAGGACCUCCCUGCAGCCCCGGGGCAGUCCAUUGACAAGAGUUACUUGUGCUGUGAACACCACAAAGCAAUGAUUGCUGGCCUUGCCCUGCUGAGAAGCCCGGAGCUGCUCCUAGAGACCCCACUGGCAUUGUUGGUGGUAGGCCUGGGCGGGGGCAGCCUCCCUCUGUUUGUCCACGAUCAUUUCCCGAAGUCCUGCAUUGAUGCUGUGGAGAUCGACCCCUCCAUGUUGGAAGUGGCCACCCAAUGGUUUGGCUUCUCCCAGAGCGACCGGAUGAAGGUCCACAUUGCAGAUGGCCUGGACUAUAUUACCAGCCUGGCAGGAAGAGAAGUGCGGCCCCACUACAGCGUCAUCAUGUUUGACGUAGACAGUAAGGACCCGACACUGGGGAUGAGUUGUCCGCCGCCGGCUUUUGUGGACCAGCCUUUCCUGCAGAAGGUCAAAAGCAUCUUGACUCCUGAAGGUGUCUUUAUCCUCAACCUUGUGUGCCGAGACUUGGGGCUGAAGGACUCAGUGCUGACCGGGCUCAAGGCCGUGUUCCCUCUCCUGUAUGUCCGGCGAAUUGAAGGUGAAGUAAACGAGAUCCUGUUCUGUCAGCUGCACCCGGAGCAGAAACUUUCCACGCCAGAGCUCUUGGAAAUGGCCCAGGCCUUGGAGCAGACCCUGCGGAAGCCUGGGAGGGGGUGGGAUGACACCUACAUACUGUCAGAGAUGCUCAAGACCGUGAAGAUCGUGUGAUUGCUGAGGCCGGGAAGUCUGCUCAGCUUCGUGCCGGACUGGCAUUGGGCUCCUGGCCUGUGAGAGAUUGAAGAGAUAUAAUGCACCAUAUUUUUUAAGCCUCAUAUUUUUCUUGGUUUCAUACUCAGCUGCAUGCGACCUCCAGCUUAGCGAGGUUGCCUGAAGAUCUGGGAAAAUAAAAAAUGUCCUUCCCGUCUUGUCCUCUUUAGUUCCACUUGGUUGACCCCCUCUGCUUCCCUGUACUGUGUCCUGGAGCAGGAUUCCCAGCUGAUGCCUUAACGACUAUACAGCAAGCUCCUUAGGAUGGAAGACAAUCAACUUUGAGUGCUGGUUUGCUUUUGCUUUAUCUUCCUCUUGCUUCUGUAGGAAUGAUCUCCAGGGAGAUAGCACAGCAUUCUGUGCCAAAAGACUGUAAAAAGAGCAGGAUUCCCAUAGAUGUGAGACAGAUUUGACAGAACAUCCACUCUGCCUCCCUCCAGAUAGAGCUGCCACUGACAUCCCGAGUUUUAAGAAUCCAGCUAACCCGCUUUACUAAGCAGCUUUCCCCAGGUAUCCAAACCUUGUAGCCUAAGCUGUUUGUUCUGUUCUCGGCAGAAGGGGUGGAUAUAAGUGGCCCCCAUAACUGUGCAUGUCAGAGACAGAGACUAAAGUCUGUCUAAACCGACUAAAGUCGGUUUACUCACCUUCGCUGAGUGACAGCUGCAUGUGGGACCCAGCGUAGAGAGCUGUGGUGGAAGGAAAGGUGGUUAAGAACGGGCAGCAAACAUGGAUUAGCAAUAAAAAUUAACAUGUUCCAAUAACUCCUUAAGUGAUUUACGUAAGCUGUCUUAUUUAAUGAGAUAAAGGAAAGUUAAGCCAAAACUACAUCUAAUCCCAGAUCUCACUGGAGCCAGAAGCAUCAAGCUUGUACAACUGUGAAACCAGCAGUUCCGAGAUUGGCUUGAAGUUCAUCUCUCCUAAUGAUGCCAGGGCUGACUUAAUGAGCAGUGCCAUGGAAAGUACACUUUGUCGCCCUCCACCACCCCAGCUUGCUUCACAGGCCCUUUAAAAUGGACUCUGAGCUCUUGAGGUGAAGCAUAUUUCAAAGACAGGGUGUCAUCCAUACAGAAUGGUGUCAGCCCAUUGAAGAAGGAUGUGAGGACAGAGUAGAAUUUUUGGAUUUUACCCAUUAUAAAAAUUUGGUGUUCCUUAGGGGAUGAUCUACCCUGGAGCCAUCCCGUGUCACGCCCCUGCACCUCAAAGGGCCCUAGUUUGGGAAUCCUCCAUUGUUUUCUACUCUGUAAGUUCAUGCAAGGUUAGGAUAGGUGAUAGGGGAACAGGGUCUGAGUCAAAGGGUCUAGUCUGACUGCCCUUCAGUCCUCUCUUUCUAGCUGUGCUGACUUUUGAAUAGCUCAUUUGGGUGGCACAGCCAAACUAAGGAAUUACCAGAGUGAAGAUUAGAUCUCAGCUAUGUCUGAGGGGAGUCGUCCUGGGAGUUAGGCAGGCUUGUUGGAGAGAAGCCUCCUUGGAGGUGGGAAAAGGCCUGCAGGUGUGCCGAUAGUUGUGUUAAAAAUCGGGGAAGUCUGGCUGUGAAAGAAGAGUGAAGCGGCUGAUGCGUGCCUCCAAAGGCUGAAGAGAGACCAGUGGGCAGAAAUCACAGUUGUGCAGCUCUCAGCCUAAUUUCCUACAAAAAGCCUUGUGCCAAUGGAGACCACUUUGCUCACUGGAUCACGUGGUGGCUCAGGCCGUUUACUCAAACACUAGUCCUGACUCCCCUCACUGCGCUCCCUAAGUUGUGAGGAAAGGGGCUUCUGUGUACAGGCACUGCCCUCAGCCUGUAUCCCAUCUUUCUCAAUGGAGAGCUAUCCCCUCUUUUAGGGGGGUGGGGAUGAGUUUCCAUUUUCUUUUUAUUUUUUAUCGAGAUGUAAUUGGCAUACCACAUUAAUUAGUUUCAGGAGUACAACAUGAUUAUUUGUAUAUAUUGCAAAAUGAUCACCAAAAUAAGUUUAGUUAACAUCUAAGAGCUAUUCACUUUUACAUGGAUGACAGGCAGAUGAGUCUUUAUGAGAAUUUUGCCUAACUAGGCACAUGAAUUCUGGAGUGGGGGAAGCCCGUGAACUCAGACACCUUCCAGACUAGGCAAGUAACAUGAAGUGAAGUGAGACGUAAAACAUAAAGGCUGGGAAGAAGCCCGCGGCAAACCAGAGAGGAAGUGCCCCAUCAAAAGGCAGCAGCUGUUCUGAGUGAGCACUGUCCUGGAGCGCUGUGCCAGCACUGCUAGAUCUUUUAAGACAAGCAGAAAUCCUGAAUGUAUCUGUGUGUGUGAAUUUUAAAAUGUUGGCCAAUCAGGAAGUAUCUUCAAGACCUAUUCACCCCAUGGGCAGGUAAUUUGCGUCUUCCACUCUAGGCGAGCGUCUACAGAGCGCUUGAGAAUCUGGCAUACACCCAGCUCUGAGAGCAUAAAACAGGGAACAAGCUGGGCGCCUGGGUGGCUCAGUCGGUUAAGCGUCCCACUUGGCGCAGGUCAUGAUCUCAGAGCUUGUGAGUUUGAGCCCCACGUUGGGCUCUGUGCUGACAGCCAGGAGUUUGCUUCAGAUUCUGUCUCUGUCCCUCUCCCUCUGCUCCUCCUCUGCUUAUGCUCUGUCUCUCUGUCCCUCUCUCUCAAAUAUAAAAUAAAACAUGAAAAAAAAAAACCAUGAAAAAAGGAGGAAGAUGAUAGCUACCAGUCUCAAAAGUCUGUUAAAUUCCCAUUUUGGGUUAUGACCUACAUUUUCUGUAAUGGCUACUCCUGAGUAUAGAUCAACUGCCAUCCUUGAAGUAGUGCAUAAUUUUAUUUUUAUUUUUUGAGAGAGAGAGAGGGGGAGAUCAUGUGUGUGUUCUUGCUUGCAGGGGAGGGGCAGAAGGAGAGGGAGAGAAUCUCAGGCAGGUUCCACUCCCAGUGCAAAGCCCUAUGUGGGGCCUCACGACUGUCGAAGAUCAUGACCUGAGCUGAAAUCAAGGGCCAAUCAACAGUUGGACAUCUAACCAACUGAACUACCCAGGUACCCCUGGAUAGUGUACAAUUUAACUUCCCAGAUCUAUUGGAGGCUGAAUGAUAAUAAAUCACCUUACAACCCUCUCCCCUUCCUGCAGGACCAGUUCUGCAACAAUGUAAAAUUGGUGACGCUGGCUAUUGCCCCUUCUCCACCCUCCCCAACACAACAAUUCUUCAGUGUGCCUCCAGUCUUCCAUCAUGGCUCAGCUUGCUAACUGGGCCACUUCUUGAGCCAAUCUUGUGGGUAAACCAGUAGUUCUUGGCUUCACAUUGGAGUCAUCUGAUCUGGUAAUAAUGGUCCCUACAUAUGUCCAUGUUCUAAUCUUCAUAACCUAUGAAUAUAUUACAUUACAUGGCAAAGGGGAAUUAACGUAGCAGAUGCAUUUGAUUUCGAUACUGUAAAUCAACUAAUAGGAAAGUAUUCUUGAUUAUCUGGGUGGGCCCAACACAAUCACAGGGGUCUUGAAAUGUAGGAGAGGGAGGCAGAGAAGUCAAUGUCAGACUGAUGCAAUAUGAGAAAGACUUAACUGAUGGUUGUUGGCUUUGAAGAUGGAAAGUCAACCUCUAGAAGCUGGAAGAGUUGAGAGAACUGAGUGUCCCGUAGAGCCUCCAGGAGGGAUUCAAAUCUGCCAACACCUUGAUUUUAGCUCACUGAGAACUCUUUUGGACUAAUGCAUUAUAGAUGUAUAAGAUAAUAAAUUUGUUUU
Panthera uncia (snow leopard) is the source of this 6114-nucleotide messenger RNA. It is a transcript of the gene METTL13, whose product is annotated as methyltransferase 13, eEF1A lysine and N-terminal methyltransferase. The record is from RefSeq and is a predicted model, not a curated record. Bases 295 to 2394 code for a protein of 699 amino acids. Lineage: Eukaryota; Metazoa; Chordata; Mammalia; Carnivora; Felidae. The transcript has 8 exons.